ACACACUUAGAUACACCUACACACUGAGAGAGAGAAAGACCCAGAGAGAUUUGUGAAAAAUGUCAGGAAAAUGCUGCACUAGACCCGAAAAAUGAGCAGAAAACGUAACCAGGGUAGUGAGAAGUCACCCUCAAGAGAAGAGAAGGACAAGAAUAAAAGAACGACGAGCAAUACAUUGAGUCUCCAGACUCCAGCAAACGCUGAUGAAUGGGAAGCGGAGCUACAUCCAUCUCCAUCUCCUCAAGCAACUCCUAAUGACAAUAGGCCGGCAGAGCUAUGGCGUUCAGAGGUAGCUACAAUGACCAGGCAACCAGCAACGAUCGAUGCGACGGUGGAGACUGAUGCCAUACCAAGGCAAAGACGGCGAAAAAAUGAACCAAAAGGAAAUGAAGAGGCUUCAGAGGUUUCCACAUCUAAUAACGAAGGGAAAGUAGAUCCGGAACAGCCAGCUCGCCUCAUAUUAGUCUCAGCGCCACCCAAACUAGUCGAUGUUGGAACUGAUCCGCCUAAAUUAAGACGCAAACGAAAUCAAAGAUCAAGCUCAGAACCAGGAGCCAACACCGCUCCAGCAGUAGGUCCUCCAUUAACAGCUUUCAAUAGUGUCCCAACUGUGGUGACCCUGCCUGAAAGUGAAAUUGAAGAAGAACUCGAUACUAGAAACUAUGACAGUAGUACAAUGGAUUAUGAUCUUGAUGAGUAUGAACCAUUGACCACAAAGGUGACCAAGAUCUACAAGAAAAGACCCAAUCGAGUGGUUCCUAUCGAUUCAGAUGAUUCAUUUGAUGAUUGGCCCAUUGAUAGUGCUCGUAUUAACCGAAUGACUAUUGUCAGUGAACAGGCGACACCCACUCAAUAUGCAGAAUCAGAAAUUCCACAUUCAGGUGAAACAUCGCCCAAUAUGGGAUUAUUAGGCGCUUCCACAACGGAUAUGUAUACUAGCAGUGAAGCGGGCAAUCGUACACAAAAUGAGGAUUCCCAUCUGACGGAUCAUGGCAUGGGUGGCUUUUCACUACUCUCGGGAAGAGCCUUUAUCUACAUGGUGAUACCACCAGAUGGUGGCUUUGGUUGGGUCAUCUUAAUCCUGAGUUUCCUAGCCCAACUAAUUGUCGAUGGUAUUAUAUUCUCAAUUGGCAUUCUCUUGCCCUACAUGAGCACAGAGUUUGAUGUGUCCAUGGCUCAGAUAGCUCUGGUGGCCAGUGUUCAGAUUGGUUGUUAUUUCACUGGCGGUGCCUUCUCAAGUGCCCUGAUCAAUAGCUGGGGCUUUCGACCGGUGGCAUUGCUGGGUGUUUUAGUAUCUGCCCUUGCCAUUCUUAUAGCCAGUUUUAGUACAAACUUUUGGAUGAUGAUUGUUUUUUAUAGUCUUAUCGUUUUUGCAGGUGGUCCUGGCUUGAGUAUGAUUUGGGUCAGCUCACAGUUGAUCAUUGGAUAUUAUUUCGAACGAUAUCGUCCAGUGGCCAAUGGCUUCUCAUGCUCUGGUGCUGGAGCUGGCAUAGUUGUUAUCCCCAUAAUGAUAACAUACCUUGCUUUGGAAAUUGGCUGGCGAAAUGCAUUACGUGUUCAGGUUGUAUUAAUAUUGCUCAUCGUCUUUAUGGCUUUGGCCUACGUUGAGGUGGCACCAACACAAGUGGGAAUUGUACACCGUCCUGAAUAUAAUACAUCCAGUUCAGAUGAGUUUUAUGGCAAUUUCUAUGUACACAACUUCUUGCGUGAUGAGGAGCCAAGAAAGAGUCCAACUAAAAUUGAUCCAUAUGAACCUCCAAUUGAAUCUGAUCAAAAAACGAAUUGGGCUCUCCGUUGUUCACCAUGUUGUGCCCGAAAGCAGAGGUACACCACUACAACGACAAGAUCUUCGAAAGCCUUGUCUCGUCGUAGCUCUGAGAGAAAUUUUGUUGUACGUCCCGAUCCACUGGAAAAGGAUGAUCUCUUUUAUACUGGACCCGUUGAGUACGAGGAACCGCAUCACAUAGAGCAAUUGGAUGGCAAAGAGCUAGAAUUAGUAGGCUCGGAAAAGUAUAUCCAGCAAGUUGCCUAUGGCCUGCAUAACAUUCACAAUGAUGAGGUGAAGGACAACUCCCGCCGCGGAUCCCCUGAAUUACCAAAGAAGCAGGAUAAUCGUUUUCACAGCAAACUUAUGCGAGCUUUUGGUCGACUCUUUGCUGUCCAUUUAUUUAGUAGCUUUGAGUUCCGUUUGCUGGUAUUGGCUUCUUUUCUGUAUCCCAUCGGAUUCAAUAUUCCAUUUGUAUAUUCCAAGGCUCGUGCGGAUAUUCCCGCUGAAUAUGGCACAAUGAUUGGUCCAUGUAUUGGACUGAGCAAUUUUAUAAUACGCAUUACUUGCGGUUUUGUUGCUUUCAAGGUGAAAAGCUGGACUACCUACCUUUGUGGCGGAGGCAUGGUUUUUGGCGGCUUUGCUGUUUUUGUCAGUGCUUUCUAUGGGAUAAAUAUGAUUUGGUUUCAAAUGCUCUACGGCUUAUGCUAUGGUGUCGCACCAGCUGUUUAUUCCACCUUGCGUGCCAUCAUCUAUGUUCGAUAUUUGGGUCUAUCGAAUCUUACAAAUGCCUUUGGUCUGACUGCUCUGGCUAUGGGUUUGGGUGUAUUUAUUGGCACUUCGAUCGGUGGCGUGUUAGUGGAUCAAACUAAAAGUUAUACGGCCGUAUUUGCCUUGGCUGGCCUUUGCAUCAUGUCGUCUGGUGCAAUAAAAUUGUUUUUACCCACCGUUGUCAAGUAUCGAAACAGAAAAUUGGCCAGAAAACACUGAGGACAAUGAGCACUGACAUUUUCAUUCACUUAUAUUUUCUCAAUGGCAUACUCUUUUUAUUUGUUUGUUUCUUUUGGGAUUUAUUUAAUUAAAG
Drosophila willistoni is the source of this 2849-nucleotide messenger RNA. RefSeq lists its product as uncharacterized. The record is from RefSeq and is a predicted model, not a curated record. Gene Ontology annotation, biological process: transmembrane transport; monocarboxylic acid transport. The coding region runs from base 92 to 2755 and encodes 887 amino acids. Gene Ontology annotation, molecular function: monocarboxylic acid transmembrane transporter activity. The transcript has 7 exons. Lineage: Eukaryota; Metazoa; Arthropoda; Insecta; Diptera; Drosophilidae.